Messenger RNA from Triplophysa dalaica, 2927 nucleotides. RefSeq names its product calcium/calmodulin-dependent protein kinase 1Db (gene camk1db). NCBI's taxonomy places the organism in Eukaryota, Metazoa, Chordata, Actinopteri, Cypriniformes, Nemacheilidae. Gene Ontology annotation, molecular function: calcium/calmodulin-dependent protein kinase activity; calmodulin binding; ATP binding. The transcript is spliced from 11 exons. Bases 357 to 1463 code for a protein of 368 amino acids. The record is from RefSeq and is a predicted model, not a curated record. Gene Ontology annotation, biological process: peptidyl-serine phosphorylation. Gene Ontology annotation, cellular component: cytoplasm; intracellular anatomical structure.
CGCAGAGUCCGUCCAGCCCUCUUUUUCAUUCAGUUUCCAUCACACAAUCCGUUUAUUCACGGGGCAACCGGGUGCCCGUAACAGCCCAACCUCGCAAAGCCUUGACGGAACGAUGCGUUUGCGCGGUUAAGUUGACGCGGUGAGUCAGUGAGGCGGUUCCGCAGCGAGUCGACUCGAGCGGAUUAGUCGCGCGCACGUACCGUCGGAGCUGAUAUCGGAAUGCGGGCACCGAUUAAAGCCGGACACACAGCGAGAAGGACCUCUGCUCGCUUUUACCCGGUUAUCUGGUUUUGUUUCCUAUCAAGGUUGUAAAGAUUUACGCGUUAAGAAGGUUAUUCGCUCUGCCUGGAAGCACCAUGUCCAGGGGAAGCGACGAGUCUGCGAACGGAACGUGGAAGAAGCAGGUGGAUGAUAUCAGGAAGAUAUUCGAGUUUAAAGAGAUCCUCGGGACUGGGGCUUUCUCUGAGGUGGUUCGAGCCCACGAAAAGGCCACGGGUGACAUGUGCGCUGUGAAGUGCAUUCCAAAAAAAGCCCUCCGAGGCAAAGAGAGUGGAAUCGAAAACGAAAUAGCAGUCCUGAGGAAAAUAAAGCACGAGAACAUUGUGGCUCUGGACGACAUUUAUGAAAGCCCCAGUCAUCUCUAUCUCGUCAUGCAACUUGUGUCAGGCGGAGAAUUGUUCGACCGAAUCGUAGAACGAGGCUUCUACACCGAGCGAGACGCAAGCGCUUUAAUAAAACAGGUCCUGGAUGCGGUCAACUACCUGCAUUUGCUGGGGAUCGUCCACAGAGAUCUUAAGCCUGAAAAUCUGCUGUAUUUUAACACGCAUGAAGAAUCCAAGAUUAUGAUAAGUGAUUUUGGGCUGUCCAAGAUGGAGGGCGCUGCCAAUGACAUCAUGUCCACAGCAUGCGGGACCCCAGGCUACGUGGCACCGGAGGUAUUAGCACAGAAGCCUUACAGCAAAGCUGUGGACUGCUGGUCUAUUGGAGUUAUUGCUUAUAUCCUAUUGUGCGGUUACCCUCCAUUUUACGACGAGAACGACUCCAAACUUUUCGAGCAAAUCCUUAGAGCCGAAUACGAGUUUGAUUCGCCAUACUGGGACGACAUUUCCGAUUCAGCUAAGGACUUCAUCAACAAACUGAUGCAGAAAGAUCCAGAAAAGAGGCUCACUUGUGAAGAGGCUCUGCUGCAUCCAUGGAUAGCUGGUGACACUGCUCUGUGCAAGAACAUUCAUGAAUCAGUCAGUAGACAGAUGAAGAAAAACUUUGCAAAAGCUAAAUGGAGGCAAGCAUUUAAUGCGACCGCAGUGAUCAGACACAUGAGGCGUCUUCAGCUGGGCAGCAGUAUGGAUUCUUCUCAGCAUGGUAAACAGAAUCAGCCGUCCAUGCCGGGAAAGAGUCAGUCUGUCGAUGUUUCCACAGUCAGCCGCAACGACUCCCUUGAAGAGGGUGUUAUCUUUGUCUAGGUUUGGCUGAGCAGCAAGCGUCCAACUCUUCCUCGAGGAAGGGAACGCCCGAGCACCAUCCACGCCCGUCCACGGUCACCACCAUCAUCACCGGCUCCAAAUGACAUCACUUCCUGUUGGACUGCUCUUUUGGAGACUAUGGCACUUUAGGAAUGUUUCGAAAAAAACAUUCUUAUGCUCAUCGGUAACUUCAAUUGUCACAGUCACCUGUUGCAAGGUCCUGUUUCCUUCUUAGGAAAGUCAGUGAGGUGUCGUUUAAAAAAUUGUCGUGAAGCACCGACUGUAUUUUUGUGGGGACUGUAUGACCGAGCAAAGCUGGCGACAUGGGCGUACGUGGCAUUCUGUCAAAAGUUUGUUUGACGUGACUCUUUAAGAUCUGAUCAGAGUCUUAGAAAGUACAUCAGGACACGAAUGAAAGCACAAGAGCUGUCUAGAUAAGACCGAUUUCAUUCGUAAAACAGCUGUUGUCGUUUUUGCUGCUGUGUUUCAACCUGCUGCUUUUUUGACCAAACCAACAAAAGUUGUCAGUUUAAAACUGACAAAAUGCUUAGAGAAGUUUAUGUAGUAAAUUAAAAAUAACAACGAGCAAGUUUUUAUUGUCAUCUAAAUUCGUCUGAUAUGUAAAUGUGGGAAUGAAGGAUGUGAAUAUUGUAUUUAAUGAAAACAUCAGUUUUAAUUGUUUUACGAAGAAUUUGUUAAGGGACGUUGAGUAAUAUGUAUUUCAAAUGUUUUGCAAGUCUGUAUAAAAUAAUUCACAUUGAAAACACUUUUUGAAGUGUUUUGUGUAGUGUUUGGAGUUCUGCAAAUGCAUUUCUAUUUUUUCAAUGGCUUCUAAAACAUUAAAAACAAAUGUGGUCACGUUUCAUUAUAGUGUUUAUGUUACAGUGUAUUUACAUGAGUGUUGAAUAAUGAACAUUUGUUUUGUGUAAAUUCAAGUAUUGUUCAGUUGUUGUUGACAAUGAAAAUAUUGAUAUUGUGAUAAAUACCUAUAUAUAGUGAUAUUAUUCUAUGUGAUAUAUAUGUAACAUAAACACUGUAAUGAUGUCAUCAUAACUUGGUUUGUAAUUGUAUCAAACUAAAACUAUAGUUAUGAAUAGUAUAUGCUUCAGUGACAAAACAGCUAUAUGAUGGACGUUUGUAUUUGUUGACCUUGUGUUGCCUAUUUUGACAGAAAAUAACAAGAAUUGUCCAGUGUUGGACGGCUACACCGGGUUCUCUGUAGCUGAAGCUGUUUAGAGAUCUGUUUAAUGAAUUAUGAUCGUGAGAGGACAGUCUCUACUCUAAAUCCCACCCAUUGUGGGACUUCAUACCAGCGGUCUGAAUUUAGCACCCAAGUGCUGGUUCUUUCAUUUAAGUCACAGAAAUGAUGUAGACGUUUUUUUUCUCUUUGGCAGAUUUGUAUAAUGUUGAAUGUUUCUUGGUGAGUGUAUGUUUAUUUUGAAUUUGUAUUAAACACAACAAUGA